Molecule: messenger RNA, 636 nt
Organism: Scedosporium apiospermum
Lineage: Eukaryota; Fungi; Ascomycota; Sordariomycetes; Microascales; Microascaceae
Exons: 7
Coding region: 1-636 (211 amino acids)
Biological process (GO): signal transduction
Cellular component (GO): plasma membrane
Molecular function (GO): GTPase activity; GDP binding; GTP binding
Source: RefSeq, a predicted model, not a curated record
AUGAGUCGGUCACAGCUCCGCGCUGGUCGGUUUCAACCCUGCCGUGAGUUGCAUAUCGUCGUCCUCGGCGCUGCCCAGUUCGUCCACAAUGAGUGGAUUGAGAGUUAUGACCCGACCAUCGAGGACACGUAUAGGACACAUAUCAAUGUCGAUAAUCGACAAGUGGUCUUGGAAAUUCUCGAUACGGCGGGAACGGAGCAGUUCGUGGCCAUGAGGGACCUGUACAUGAAGACAGGGCAGGGAUUCCUACUUGUGUUUAGCAUUACCUCGAACUCAUCUUUGGGCGAGUUGGCCCAGCUCCGAGAGGAGAUUAUCCGAAUAAAGGACGAUGAAAAUGUUCCUAUCGUCAUUGUCGGAAACAAGGCUGAUCUGGAAGAUCAGCGGGCUGUCCCUAGAGCUAGGGCAUUUAGCAUUUCGCAGCAGUGGGGUGCGCCGUACUAUGAAGCUAGUGCUCGAACGAGACGAAACGUAAACGAAGUUUUCAUCGACCUCUGCCGUCAGAUGCUACGGAAAGAUGAUCUAUCCGACGACAUGCUUGACGACCGUGACGACAAGUUCGACGCCGUCCACAGAAUCAGCAGGCGCCGGAAGAAGAGGAAGAAGAAGGACGGCGCACCUCGUUGCAUCAUUCUUUGA